GCCCCAACAACCAGACAGUGACCAUACAACUAGCCACUUGUAGCGUAGGCCUUAGCAGGCGUCUGCAUGGCAGGUGGAGGUACUGCGCCUGCCGAUUGCUGGGCGUUGUCGUCGUUCGCGAGUCAUCGCAGAAAUUAAGAAAGAAAAUAAUCGCGUCGACGUUGUGUUAUCUUAUUACCCUGUGUGUGGACUAUACAGCACUGAUAAACGGCAAUUGCCGACUGAUAACAGCACGAUGCGGGCGUGCGUUGUUUUGGCGAGUUUGAUUCUCCUGGCCUUCGUUGUGGGAUCAACAACAGGUCAAAAUCUAAGAAAUAACACAGCAAUAUGGUGUACAACAUCCAAAGAGGAGCAAGAAAAAUGCAAAGCAUUUUCUCAAGCUGUAGAACAAGAAAGAUCUUCAUUCAGAAGCUACUACAUGCCUAUACAUUGCAAGCAAGCAUUCAACAGAGAUGAAUGUAUGACUCUUUUGGACCAAGAAAAAGCUCAUUUGACUACUUUGGAUGCUGGUGAAGUUUUCAUUGGAGGAAGAUAUCACAGUUUAGUACCAAUAAUACAAGAAAUUUAUGAAAGUGGUGUGAAUUACCAAUAUGCAGUAGCUGUUAUUAAAAAAAAUUCCUUACCUGAUGUUCAAAACAUUAGAGAUUUAAGAGGAAAGAAGGCCUGCUUUGCUGGUGUAGGAACUCUGGCUGGUUGGGUUACUCCAGUUCAUAUUUUGAUGAAAGAAGGUGGCAUGGAAAUUAUAGACUGCAAUAAUCAUGUGAAAUCAACUAUCAAAUUUUUUGGUCAAAGUUGUGCAGUUAACUCUUUAGUCAAUAAAUACAAUCCACUCGGCGAUAAUUCUGACCAAUUAUGUAAACUUUGUAUUGGAAAAAUACCAGGAGGCAAGUGCACAGAUGCUGAUCCAUAUGCUGGUUAUGAAGGAGCAUUUAGAUGUUUAGUUGAAGCAGGUGAUGUUGCCUUUUUAGUUCACACCACUGUUCAAGAAAUGACAUCCACUAACUUUGAUCUCAAUUCAGUAUCCAAAGAUCAAUUUGAAUUACUCUGUCGAGAUGGCUCAAGAAGGUCUAUUGAUGAAUAUGCCUCUUGUCAUUGGAGUGAAGUACCAUCAAGUGCAAUUGUUGUGUCAUCUGCCACUGAUCAGAAUAGAAGAAAAUUAUAUCAGAAGUUCCUUGAAGAAGCAGUAAAAAUUUUUGGAAAACGUGAUAGUAAUACACGGGAUAAUAGUGCCUACAAUAAUAAUACCACUUAUAGUUGGAAUAAUGGUGGCUAUAAUGAUCGAGAUAGAGAAAGCAAUGAGCCCAACAUUCAAACCAUUGGAAAAUUCAACUUAUUUGAAUCAGCUCCACGAUAUGGAUUACGUCAUAAUCUCUUAUUUUCGGAUUCAGCCAAAGAUUUUGUCAGAAUUCAAGAAUCCGAUCAAACUUUUUCUGGGUACUUGAAGUCAUCAUUGGAUAUGAUUUAUGCUGUCAGAAGUUGUCCAGUAAACAGAAUGACUCUGUGUGUAACAUCAGAUCCUGAACUUGACAAGUGUACAAAAAUGAAGAUUGCUUUGAAAGCUCAAUUAUUAAAACCAGAGUUGAAUUGUUUGAAAGGGCACAAUCAUAUUCAUUGCAUGCAAUCUAUACAGAAUGGUAAUGCAGAUAUAACUGUGCUAGAUGCAGCAGAUGUUUAUACGGCUGGUUUACGUUACGAACUGGUACCUUUUAUUUCUGAAGUUUACAAUCUUGAGUCACCAUCAUACUAUGUAGUUGCAGUAGCCAAAGAAGAAGAUGAUAACACAGAUUUGACUUACCUAAAAAAUAAAUACACCUGUCAUUCAGGCAUUAAUACUGCAGCUGGUUGGGUCUAUCCAUUAGCUUAUUUGCUAUCAAACGGGUGGAUUCGUGGCUACGGUUGCGAUUCCAUGAAAGCUGCUUCUGAAUGGUUCACUAAAUCAUGCGUUCCAGGGGCUCUUGAACUUUCCUACAACAUAGGCGUUCCUUAUGAUAACUUGUGUGAUUUGUGUCACGGCACUCGAGAUCGUUACUGUCAUCGCGAUGCUUCCGAAGAUUAUUACGGAGAUACCGGUGCAUUCCGAUGUUUGACUGAGGGUGGUGGCGACGUAGCCUUCGUCAAACAUACUACCGUUGCAGAAAAUACUGACGGAAAAAGACGAGAGUGGUGGGCACGUAACACUUUUACCAAAGAUUUCCAGCUGCUCUGUCCUGACGGUACGAGAAAAAGUACUUUGGAAUACGAAACAUGUAAUUUGGGAAGGGUUGCUGCCAAUGCGGUUGUUACCAGAGGUGGUUAUUACGGUUACAACGAAACUCAGAUCAAUGCGUAUUCUAACUUAUUGAUUUACGCGCAACAAUUCUACGGCAGAAAAUACCAAGAUGAAUUCACAUUUGCGAUGUUCUUCAGUCAACCGCCCUACAGUGAUCUCAUUUUUCAAGAUGCCACCACGCAGUUAGCUAUCGUACCAAAAGAAAAACGUGAAUUCAGCGCAUAUGUUGGACAAGACUUUAUGCGUGCUAAGCGUAUCGUUGAUUGUACCGCCGGUGGGUCAACUCUAAUAUCUUCUCUAGUUGGUACCUUAAUGAUGAUUUUCUUAACGACUGUUGUUUUAAGAUAAAACUAAUAUUUAUAUUAUUGCAGCGAGUUAAUAAUUAAAAAACGUGCCUUAUCGCUAUUCACUUGCUGACUUUUAGAGGCAUUUUUAUAAUUUAACGAUUACUUUUUUAUUGUAUUAUCAUACGUAAAAUCUCGUUGCGAUUCUCAUCGUCAUAUAAAAAUUUUUUUUAGUAAAUAUAAAAUAUAAAAUGAUGCUUCGCAAAUUUCCAAAUUCAACUGUAACGACUCCGUCCAAAUACAUGUUCAAUGUAAGUAAAUUUAAUAAUGUGCUUCAUGUUCCAAUGCACAAGUAUUAAAAGCCCAUUUUUGUAAAUACUUAUGAAACAUUCAAGUAAUCUAGUAUGAAUCUCGCUUGCAAAGCAGUUUUUAACAAUGAAUGUCUAGAAAUCCGUCCUUGUUCAAAAUAAGAAAACAUUUUGAACAAAAACAUUUAAUUGUUUAAUACGUAAAUUUAGUACAUUUUAUAUAAAAAAUAUAUAUAAUAAAAUCCGUCCACGUGAAUGAAAA
Trichogramma pretiosum is the source of this 3123-nucleotide messenger RNA. RefSeq names its product melanotransferrin (gene Tsf2). Bases 236 to 2617 code for a protein of 793 amino acids. The transcript has 8 exons. NCBI's taxonomy places the organism in Eukaryota, Metazoa, Arthropoda, Insecta, Hymenoptera, Trichogrammatidae. Gene Ontology annotation, cellular component: early endosome; recycling endosome; extracellular region. The record is from RefSeq and is a predicted model, not a curated record. Gene Ontology annotation, biological process: iron ion transport.